This is a messenger RNA of Dipodomys ordii (Ord's kangaroo rat), 1423 nucleotides long. It is a transcript of the gene Phf21b, whose product is annotated as PHD finger protein 21B. The transcript has 9 exons. NCBI's taxonomy places the organism in Eukaryota, Metazoa, Chordata, Mammalia, Rodentia, Heteromyidae. The record is from RefSeq and is a predicted model, not a curated record. Bases 1 to 1140 code for a protein of 379 amino acids.
AUGGCACUGGCCAAUGCGGAGGACAUGGUCCUGAUGCUGCCACCAGCAAGUGAUGGUUCCAAAUGGAGACUUCAUGCCAGUGAGCCUCUGAAGCACAUCUACUGCGUGGGCCUGGAGUCCCGGGGCAGCGCCCUGCUGCUGGGGUGCCCAUCCCGAGAGCCCCACAUGAGGGCUGGGACUCGGGCCCAACGAGGUGGGAAGAUGGUAAGAGAAGGAAGCCCUAGGCCUCCGCCUCUCAGCGCUCUGUCCGCCUUUCAGGCGUUGGGAGCCAUCACUGCAGUGCCUGUCAGCGGUCCUCAGGUCAGCUCCUUGCAGAGGUUGGCUGGGCAAGGAGCAGCAGUGCUACCUCAGAAAAUCGCCUUCAUGGUGGGGCUAGGCUUGGUCACCACCGAACACCUGGAAGAAAUCCAGAGCAAGCGUCAGGAACGCAAGAGAAGGAGCACAGCCAAUCCUGCCUACAGCGGCUUCCUGGAGACAGAGAGGAAGCGGCUCGCCCCUGCCUAUCUCAACAGCCCUCUGUUCCUCACUGCCCGAGGUAAGCCGGCUGGAACCCUGCCAGCGCUGCCCGCACUGGGGCCCGGACCACAGGAGCUGGGGGCUCUGGGAAGGGAGGGGCCUGUGAGUCCAGACGGCAUGCAGAUGCGGCUGGCCCAGGAGCCGAAAGGAAAACUCCUUUUUGGGGUCUCCAGCAUGGAGCUGUGGGGUGGUCACCGCGGAGAUGGGAUGGUGGUGAUGGGGAUGGUAGCUGUGGUGGUGAUGGUGGAGGUGGUGAUGAUGAUGCUGAUCGUGGCCAUGGUGGUGGUGGUGGUGGUUUAUGGUGAUAGCGGUCCUCCUGGAGGUGUGGCAGGGCCUGGGGCGGGGGCUGCUUCCCAAGGCCUUUGGAGCUCACUGCUGAGACCCUCUGACCCCCUCUCCCCCCAGAAAUGCCUAGAGCUUAAGACAAGUCUGCUAGCUCGCCAAAGGGGCACGCAGUCAUCGCUGGACCGGCUCCGGACGCUCCUGACACUGAUCCAGGGCGAGCAGACGCUGCAGGUCACCAUGACAACCGCAAGCCCCGCCCCGCGGCUGGCGGGGCCCUGGACCAAGCCCUCAGCUGCCGCCCUGCACUCCAGCCUCCAGCACCCCCAGGGCCACAACUGACCCCAGGGACCUGUCCUAGCCCGUGCAACACCGCUGGGCCUGCCGGCCCUACCCAGGGCUUCUGUCGGCCUUAAUUCAUAAACGCUAUGAAUUUCAGACAAAAACCAGACAGAGGUGACCGAGAAAGGGGACAGGAGCCGAGCCCUGCUGGGGGUGCUGGCCCCUCCAGCCAGGGCCCCCCGGGAGCUCCAGAGCUGGGCCCCGCUGGGGGUGCUGGCCCCUCCGGCCAGGGCCCCCUGGGAGCCCCAGAGCUGGGCCCCGCUGGGGGUGCUGGCCCCUCCGG